AUGGUCUAUCCAGCAUCAGUCUUCAUCACAGGAGCGAACAGGGGUAUCGGGUUUGCUCUAGUGCAAGCAUUUCUCAAAAUCACUGUAGUGCAACAUGUCUUCGCUGGCGUAAGGAAUCCCGAUGGUGCUAAGGACUUGAAGGCCAUCAGUGACGAUCGACUAAAAAUCGUAAGAAUUGACCUUGAAAAUGACCAGCUAAUCAAGAAUGCUUACGCUCAGGUGGAGAACGUUGUAGGAGAUCGUGGAUUGAAUCUCCUAGUAAAUAAUGCAGGUGUUAUGUCGUCGUACUCUACCAAUGGACCAAUUUCCAGGCGAACAUUGGCAAAAUGCAUCAAUGUAAACACGCUGGGUACGACCAUUGUAAGUCAGACUUUCCUACCUCUUCUGAAAAAAGCUUCUGCCCGAGUUUCCAAUAAUCAUCAGGGUAUCGAUCGAGCUGCAAUCAUAAAUAUAUCUAGUGGCUCCGGCUCCAUCAGCCACAACUACUACGGGUCAGGUUCUAUAGGUGCUCUUGCCUACAAAAUUAGUAAGGCGGGUGUCAAUCAGCUCGGCAAAACGAUGGCUGUUGAUUUGGCCGGUGAUAGAAUAAUUGUGACGCAGUUCCAUCCGGGUUGGGUACAGACUGACAUGGGUGGACGAAAUGCUGCUAUCACUCCAACUGAGUCUGCUACUUCAUUGGUCGACUCAAUGUCAAAGCUGCAAAAACAACACAGUGGCGGAUUUUACGAUCGUCAUCUCAACGCCGUUCCUUACUAAUUUGGAGGUUUUUACUGCAAAAUUUUUGCACUCCUCCAUAUCAGUGUCUCUAAUUUUACACUUUCAUAGUAAAACAUUGAAUAGUUCACAUCUUGCAUCACCUGGCUAUGAAGCAUCACAUUGAGGCCUAAUUUGUGGUCCUGAAAAACGUUUCAAAUCUUUUCUUUCUUGGUCCGGUUCCCAUAAUGAAGUGUAAGAGCUGUAAAAAAACUUCUUAACGCUCUGCACGUCGUUUUGGCACACUUUAUGGUAAAUUCCCCUCUCGAACAAUAUCUCCCUGAUUGAGUUACCUAACAGGCUUCAAAAAACGCAAAAAUUUUCGAUGAACCCAAAGUUAGUCUUUGAAAUUUUUACGUUCUCAAACAAGGCUAAAUCGACUUAUCUCCUUCCCCCCCCCUCUCCCUCCAUCGCUUAUGACAAAAGUGUGGAGUCUGUAUCGAAGCCCAAUUUUUUCAAACAAC
This is a messenger RNA of Cylicocyclus nassatus, 1217 nucleotides long. Lineage: Eukaryota; Metazoa; Nematoda; Chromadorea; Rhabditida; Strongylidae. The record is from the annotation of a GenBank genome assembly.